Molecule: messenger RNA, 563 nt
Organism: Staurois parvus
Lineage: Eukaryota; Metazoa; Chordata; Amphibia; Anura; Ranidae
Source: the annotation of a GenBank genome assembly
GUCACGCUGCUGCUGGGUCCACAGUGUGUCAUGGGUCCCUGUACGGCCUCCCAUUGCUGCUGUUUCCAUUGCUCCCACUCUGCCAUGUGCCACUUUCAGGUCUCCUCACACUCCUGCUGGUUUCCAUUUUGUCAUAGGUUGCUGGCAGAUUACAGGCCUCCCAUAGGUGCUGCCAGGCCCCAAAUCUGCCAUGGGCCCCCGUACCCCUCGUCACGCUGCUGCUGGGUCCACAGUGUGUCAUGGGUCCCUGUACGGCCUCCCAUUGCUGCUGUUUCCAUCGCCACACUCUGCCAUGUGCCACUUUCAGGUCUCCUCACACUCCUGCUGGUUUCCAUUUUGUCAUAGGGUGCUGUAUGGCCUCCCAUUGCUGCUGCCUCCACCGCCACACUGUGGCUCCAAACACUGGUUUUGGCCCCGUGACUGCCCAAAUGAGUGAAGUGUGCGGUGAUUCUAAGAUCGACGGCACUCAUCUGCAUGUCAUACUGACUGACAGUAUUAUUUCUCUUCCCCAGCAGACUCCAAGGGCAUUUAAAUUAAAGGUACAGUGUUCUGCACUAAUAUAA